AUCUCUUAAACUGCGGCAGCUAAAACGGAAAGCAUAAACUGCUCCGUUCUUAAGCUUCACUGCUAUAUAAUCCCCAUCUGCUCCCUGCAAUUCAACGGACCCCACCAACCAUUAUUCAACGGACCCCACCAACGGCAACCAUUAUUCGUAAUGCAGAUUUAAAAAAUAAAAUACAAUAAUUAUUUAAAACAGAAAGAAACAGAGAAAUAUGGAAUAUUGCAUUAAUGCCGUCGCUCUCACCAGAUUGGUGAUCUUCCUAGCCGCUUUUGCAGCCAUCUUCGGUGCUACACCACCGGUUUCCGAAGAACCCAACUGCGGUGCUGCAUCACCGGCUUCCGCAGAAGGCACCUGCUCUGCUACACCGGCUUCCGCAGAAGGCCCCUCCGCUGCUACUUCACCGGAUCCCCCCGCAGGCGCCACCUCCGCCUCUCCUUCAUCAGAGGUUCCUGCAGAGAAAUCCCAGUUAGAAGCUUGGUUUUCCGGACAUGUGAAGCCCUUAGCCGACCGCAAGGCCGAGCUUGAUCCAGCCCUUGUGGCCGCUGAAGAAAACGCCACCGUGGUCAAAGUAAGGGCCGACGGAAGUGGAGAUUUCAAGACUGUCACCGAAGCCAUCGCCAGCGUUCCAGCCGGUAACACCCACCGCGUCGUGAUUUGGAUUGGAGAAGGAGUUUACAAGGAGAAGCUUACGAUUGAGAGAAAUAAGCCAUUCAUUACUCUUUACGGUUCCCCCAAGAAUAUGCCAAAAUUGACAUUUGAUGGAGACUCCAAAAAAUACGGCACCGUGUACAGUGGAACUUUGACCAUGGAGGCUGAUUAUUUUGUUGCUGCCAAUCUGGUGAUCGAGAACACUUCUCCAAGACCGGAUGCGAGAAAAGGAGGUCCGGCAUUGGCGGCGAGAAUCAGAGGGAAUAAAGCCGCAAUUUACAACUGCAAAUUCAUAGGGUUUCAAGACACCCUGUGCGACGACGAUGGGAUGCAUGUGUACAAGGAUAGCUUCAUCGAAGGCACCGUGGACUUCAUCUUCGGGAAGGCAACGUCCCUGUAUUUGAACAGUCAGCUGAACGUGGUGGGAGAAGGGGGAUUGGGAGUGAUUGCAGCGCAUUCAAGAGAAAAGGAAGACGACCCGAGUGGUUAUGUGUUUGCGCAUUGCAGCGUUACAGGCACUGGCGGGCCGAACACUUAUUUGGCAAGAUCCUGGAGGCCUUGGUCCAGAGUUGUGUUUGCCUACACCACCAUUGCCGACGUCCUUCAUCCUGAAGGCUGGGACGACAUGAACCACCCUGAUUUCGACAAGACGGUUUUCUUCGGAGAAUAUAAGAGUUCGGGGCCGGGAGCGGAGACGAGCAGCCGCAUAAAAUUCAGCAAACAGCUGAGUGAUGCAGAAGUGAAACCGUUCCUCAGCCUUGAUUACGUGCAGGCCCAAAAGUGGCUGCUUCCUCCUCCCAAGCUGUAGGGAGGGCAUAAGAUUUUUAACACUCUCUGCACCCAAUUGGGUUCCAUCAUUAUUAUUGCCUCAUUCCUUCUUUUCUUUCCCUUCAACAAUAAUGUUUCUAUUGACCUUUUUCUUAAAGCUUGUCCUCAAAUUAUAAACAUUAUUUUACUUAAUGUCCAACUCUUUUUCCAUUGCAUUUU
Cucurbita pepo subsp. pepo (vegetable marrow) is the source of this 1632-nucleotide messenger RNA. The record is from RefSeq and is a predicted model, not a curated record. Lineage: Eukaryota; Viridiplantae; Streptophyta; Magnoliopsida; Cucurbitales; Cucurbitaceae.